Messenger RNA from Sander lucioperca (pikeperch), 2524 nucleotides. RefSeq names its product butyrophilin subfamily 2 member A2-like. Lineage: Eukaryota; Metazoa; Chordata; Actinopteri; Perciformes; Percidae. The record is from RefSeq and is a predicted model, not a curated record. Bases 37 to 1158 code for a protein of 373 amino acids. The transcript is spliced from 9 exons.
GUUACAGUAACUGAUCCAACGAUUCAAUGGACAACUAUGAAGCUUCUUCUGGAUCUGCUGUGUUUGGGUCUUCUGUGUUUGACCGGAAAAACACUUUGUGAUGAAAACGGAGACAUCGACAGCGAUGGAGCUUCUUCCUCUUCUGUGUCUCUGCCUCCUGACUCACUCUGGAAUCACGUCUGCUCAAACAGACGCACCAAGGAGAACAUUGAGUCUAAACUCUUUGACUGGAGGAAAGUUGCUCAGAAAGAUGAUGGUGAGAAGGAGGUGUUCCUGUAUGACUCAGGCAUUCAUUACAACAACGGUCUAGAUGGUCAGAGUGAAGAGUUCAAAGGUCGAGUCUCUCAUUUUCAAGAUGCACUGAAACACGGCAACGCCUCCAUAAUCAUCAGAAAUACAAAGAUAUCUGAUAAUGGAGGCUACACCUGUUAUUUUCCUCGUCUUCAGUCACCUCAAAAACUCAACAUUAAGCUUGUUGUUGAUCCUAUCUUAAAAGACAGAAGAGGGGAAAAUAUCAGAGCUCCAAAACCAUCUGUCACAAUACGUAAAACUGAGGAUGGAGUGCUGCUGCAGUGUAAAGUUCAUGGCACUCCAAAACCUAAAGUAGAGUGGCAGGACAUUGCUGGAACCAUCCUUACUGCUGAGGAGCUCCAGGUCUCAGAAAGAGAAGGCCGUUUCUACAUCACUCUCACCGCUGCUGUGACCAGGGCUCACUUCUAUCGCUGUGUAGCAACACAGAAGACAAUCAAACAUCAGAUUUCUACAUGGAUUUAUGUCAAGGUGUACAGCUCUGGACCGCAGACACAUCCUUCAGGGCUCUCCACUGGAGUGAUUGUUGGCUUAGUUCUUCUUCUCCUUCUUCUUCUUCUUGCUGCUGCUGUUCUAGCUGUGCUGGUAUACAAGGGUGACAUCACAUUAAAUUGUAAUAAAGUCAUCACAGUGGAAGAAGGCAGUGAUGUUACUUUACCCUGUUCACUCAGCACCAAGGAGGACCUUCGGUUAGAAGUGUUCAUCUGGCAGAAAACUGAUAGUCUUCAGAAGGUGUUCCUGUAUUAUAAGGUCAUCUUUACAGUGAUAAACUUGGAGGUCAGAAUGAGCAGUUCAAAGGUCGAGUCUCACAUUUUCCAGAUGAACUGGAACAAGGCAACGCCUCCAUAAUCAUCACAAAUACAACGAGGGAUGACAGUGGAGAAUACACCUGUAUGGUUUCAUCAAUUCAGAAAAAAGAAAAGAAAAAGAAACCUAAAAAAUUAUACUUUAAGCUUGUUGUUGGUUCAACUCAGAAGAAGGAACGUCAUCCAUUAAUGAUGGAAGAAAGGCUUUGAUAAAGUCUGUGUUGCUGGAAACAUUUAUUUUGUCUUCAGUUAUUUUAUGCUUGUGUUAUAUCACAAUGUAUAGGCUCAUUGAUUUAGUCUUGCAGUUCUAGUUGAUUGUGUAACUGUGUGUAAGACUUGUACAGUAUUCCUGUUCCAGAGGUGUGUAGAGCAGAGAGGACCAGGUCAACAUGAUGAUGCUCUUAUUGUUAUGGUUUGGGAUUGUGCCUUGUAUUUUGGUUCUAUUUCUGUCUUGUUUGUGUUGUGUAUUCCGGUUUGUUUCCUGUUUUAUUGUGAAAGUCUGGUUUUCUGUCUUGUCUCGUCUAGUUCUACUUCCUGUGUUUUCCCGCCUUGUCUGAUUGUCCUGUCCAGCCCUGAUGUGUUUCACCUGCUGUAUCUCCUGUCCAUCAUUUGUUCAUUACCUCAUGUAUUUAACCUCUGUGUUCCCAUUGUCUCGGGUCAGAUUGUUUUGUUCCUGCCUGUGUUAUGCCCGUCAGUUGGUGCGUGUUAUCGCCUGUUGCCGUUGCUUUUGAUUUCUCCCUGUGUGACUUCGUGAGUUUUCCCGUCUCUGUACUGCCAUUUUUAGUUGGAUUAAAUCCUGAAGUUCAAACCUUCUCCUGCCUGCCUGCCUCUCCCUGCAUUUGGGUCCUCUAUCUACCGCUACUCACCACACUUAUAAGUCUUGUAUUUUUGUAUUCAGACAUAAUUACGUUUGCUGUGAUGAUGUGAAGUGUGAAAUGUUGUGUAAAAAAGGUUACUUCAUUUAAUUUUUUUUGUUAUUUUAUGUUGUGUUUUAUUACAGUUGUUUGCUCUUUAGACAAUCAUUUCUUGCUUGUGUAUUUAGAAGAAUAGUAAAGGCUGAGAUGUGGUAUUGAUCUUUUUAUCUAACUCAGUGAGAAAGUGAAUAAAGUGCCCUGGUGGCUCAACAGGUAGACCUGGUACUUUAGGCUGAGUCCUCACCACAGUGACUAUGGUUUGAGUCCACCACAGGGCCCUUUGCUGCAUGUCAUCUCCUGUCUUUCCUGACUGUCUCUAUCACUAUCUUUUAGAAGCAGAUACGCUGAAGAAAAAAGUAUUUAGAAAAAAGCCUCUCUGUACUUGUGUUCUUGAACUAUUUAUGUUAGUUGAUAAUAAAGUGCCUUUUAUCAUUUAAAUUUAAAUGUAUUCAAAUUAUACUAUUCAAAAUCUUUAAAACGUCAAUAUUGACAUUA